Molecule: messenger RNA, 959 nt
Organism: Acaromyces ingoldii
Lineage: Eukaryota; Fungi; Basidiomycota; Exobasidiomycetes; Exobasidiales; Cryptobasidiaceae
Exons: 3
Coding region: 104-787 (227 amino acids)
Source: RefSeq, a predicted model, not a curated record
CAAAAAAGGCGCUCCUUUUGACGUUGCCCUGCGGCCCGCACUCCCUCCCUUUCUUUCCCCAAACGUCCUCGCCAGAGGUUUCAUUGACGACAAGAACAGCACAAUGCAAGAUAUUGAGCCCCUCCCGAGCAAGCGGCCGAACCUGUCGCCAGAGCCUUCCUCGUCGACUCCCGGUGGGACCUUUGCGCGAACGACCUCGAGCGGCUCCUACAGGGAAGCGUCGGCGGUCUCGCCUGAGCUCCAAUCUCAGCUGGAAUCCAUCGGCAUGCGCACACGCUUCAAUGUCAACAGAGGGUAUGCGCGGCCCUUUUUUCCACUGCAGCAGGUCGAGGUCCAGUCGCAGUCGCAGGCACAGCGCUUCCAGACGGAGCGUGAGGUGUUCCAGGGCGUGCUGGGAACAAAGGAGAAGUGGGGUCGGACAAAAAGUGCUCCGAUGCGGAACUUUGCAUCUUUCCCUGACUCUGCGGGCGAGACGAUAGAUGGCGAGCUGGAUCUGAAGAGGGCGAGGGAGGACGUCUUUGCUGAAUUCAUGGAAGAGGAGGAGGACGAUGACCAAGACAUGACGGAGUCAGCUUCGAGCCACGGUUCGAAACCGAUCAAGUCGCUCCCCCAGCGUGCCCCUGGUUCAGGGACGACAUUCAACACGACAAUGACGCUGCCUGCCUCAUCGGACCUCGCCUCGUACCUCGCCCACGGCCAGGCCCAAGGACGGCCAGAGGAGGCGACGCAGGACGAGAAUUGGCGUUCGGUCGAUUUCUCCUCCUUUGCCAAACAGCACGAUUUCUAGCUUUUUCCAUCUUUACUUUUGGCACAUUCUCCUCACGAGCUACUCGCAUUCAUCAUCUAUAUCUGUUUCAUAUCUCUCAUCUAUACAUCGUCGUCGUUCAAUGCUGCGUAUCCAAGAAUCCGAAAAGAACGAGGGGUGAGCCCUCGGAGAAGAAUUCACGAUGAAGCAAACG